Messenger RNA from Glycine soja, 1458 nucleotides. RefSeq lists its product as uncharacterized. The coding region runs from base 126 to 1196 and encodes 356 amino acids. The record is from RefSeq and is a predicted model, not a curated record. The transcript has 8 exons. NCBI's taxonomy places the organism in Eukaryota, Viridiplantae, Streptophyta, Magnoliopsida, Fabales, Fabaceae. Gene Ontology annotation, molecular function: S-adenosylmethionine-dependent methyltransferase activity.
UUUCUUAAAUAUUUUUAUGGCUCCGGAGUCAAAAGUUCCUGGAGCAAGUAGGAAGAAGAAAGCGAGUGACGAGGGAAACGUUUAAACCAUAUAUGUUUUGUUGUUUCUAGCUCCAUUCUAUAGCAAUGGCCACGUCUGUUCUUAGUCCUCCUUUCUUUCAUCCUCUGCAUCAACUUCAAUUCUCGAAAUGCCCCCGCCUUUCUUCUAAAUCCCACUUUCGCCCUCGCCUCCUCCGCUCCAUAUCCCAAAGAACCAUUCGCGCUAUCUCCGCAGUUGCCGCAGAAUCAGUAAACCUCACCCUUUCCCUCUUUCCUUUUCCUCCAAUCAUAUUCGAGUUAGGUACACAGCAGGAUCAUGCAAUUGAAGCAGACAUCUUUGCUUGCCCUGUAUGUUAUGAACCAUUGAUAAGAAAAGGUCCUUCUGGCCUUAACUUACCUGCAAUCUACAGGUCUGGUUUCAUGUGUAAGAGAUGUAAGAAGACAUAUUCUAGCAAAGAUAGGUAUCUGGAUCUGACUGUAACUGCUGGAUUGAGAGACUACACUGAAAUUCAACCUGCUCGGACUGAGCUUUUCAGAAGUCCCCUGGUUUCAUUCUUGUAUGAAAGAGGUUGGCGUCAGAAUUUCAGGCAAAGUGGCUUUCCUGGUCCUGAUGAAGAGUUCAAAAUGGCUCAAGAGUACUUUGAAUCUGCUGAAGGUGGACUUCUUGUUGAUGUUAGCUGUGGUAGUGGUUUAUUUUCCCGAAAAUUCGCCAAAUCUGGAACAUAUUCGGGAGUCAUAGCACUAGAUUUUUCUGAGAAUAUGCUUCGUCAAUGUUAUGAUUUCAUUGAGAAAGAUGACACACUUUCAACAAAUAAUAUUGCUCUUGUAAGGGCAGAUGUUUCUAGACUUCCCUUCUCAUCAGGUUCGGUUGAUGCUGUUCAUGCUGGUGCAGCUUUGCAUUGCUGGCCAUCUCCCUCCAAUGCUGUUGCUGAAAUCACCCGGACACUAAAAAAUGGUGGAGUAUUUGUUGGGAGCACUUUUCUGCGUUAUAGUUCAAAAACUCCCUGGUUUUUACGCCCUUUCAGGGAGAGGACUCCACAAGGCUAUGGCUAUCUAACAGAGGAAGAGAUCAAAGACCUUUGCACCUCAUGUGGUCUUACCAAUUACUCAAGCAAAAUUCAGCAGGCUUUUAUUAUGUUCACAGCUCAGAAGCCAUAAAACUGGGUUUGAUCUAUUUAUAACAUUGAUUCUCCACUGCAUUUUAUCAAUUCCUUCUGUAUGUAUGUAUUGUAUCACUUGUUUCAUCUGUAAAGAAGAAAUUGUAAAUAAAUGAGAAAUGAAAAGGUCAAAACCAGAGUCCGGUGAGUUCGCAGGUUGUAAAAUGCAUCGUGUAUCAGUGCCUAAUAAUAUAUCCAAAUUCUGACAAUUUUUGUAAAGAAUAUAUAUUUUGUUGGCUUAAAUAUAUUUUUGGUUCUAGUAA